This is a messenger RNA of Penicillium digitatum Pd1, 720 nucleotides long. RefSeq names its product heme-dependent oxidative N-demethylase family protein. The record is from RefSeq and is a predicted model, not a curated record. NCBI's taxonomy places the organism in Eukaryota, Fungi, Ascomycota, Eurotiomycetes, Eurotiales, Aspergillaceae.
AUGUUCGAAAUGUCAGUCAAAGACGACCGAAAGAUCGUUGAAAAUCGGAUGACCAGCGAUAGUUUCACUGUCAGCGGGCGCAACCCCAAAGAGGGAUUCACCGAGGCACUCGAGGCUGCUGUCCGUCUCACGAUGGAGGAUCUUAGUAUUUUGAUGAUGAAUAAGGAGGGGGAAUUCUACCUGGCAGCUAGUGCCAGUCUCUUCCCAACGGGGUGGACAGUGAACCAGAGAAUUGGCUGGACCAUCUCUCAACUGCAUGGCCCUGUGCCACUAUGGCACCAACAAGUCGGCAACUCCGUUAGCAAAUUCCUCGCCCGCUUAACCCCCGAAUCUCCAAUGGAACGAUCAAAUUACUUCGUCGAAGUCAAGGGGCCAAACGAAAACCUGACCGAAACCCUCUACCGGCCUGGCUCUCUCUGCGAGAAAGAGCUGAGCAGCCCACUACCAUCAGACAUCCUGAUCCGUCGCGAGAGGCAGACUUUCCGUCGUCUACCGCGGACAGGGGCGAUCGUGUUCGGUGUCAAGACGUAUCUCACACCUUUGGAUGAGCUUCCCAUGGCUGAGCUAGAUAAUCUCGCUAAGGAGAUGAAGAGUUGGCCUGAUUAUGUGGGUGAGUAUAAGGGGAGGGAUGUUUGGGGGGCUAAAGUUUUGGAAUACUAUCGGAAACAGGUUGGCCAGGAAAAGAAAUCAACCGAGAAAGAUGGGAGUAAUGAGGGUUGA